UAUAUGUUACUAAUAUAAAUCGUAACGUUUUCAAGCAACUUCAUAACGAAUUCUUCAUAUUUGGUGCAAACACGGUGCAACUACGAUUUGUAAAAAAGAAAUCAUUUUCAAUUUCAGACUCUCUUGCUGACUCGGGCAAAUCCUCAUGGUCCUCACUUGAUCGCUCUUCUCCGGUAUAUCCUCCUAGUCGAUUCUGUCACCUGUCGAGUCCUUCGCGAACGCUAACUAUGGAGAAAAAGAAGAAAAUAGACGAAAGUAUUCCGAAGUCAAUACCUGAGGUCUACCUUACUAGGCUUCUUACAAGUAAGGGAACUGUACAGAAAUAUAUCGAGGACUUCUUGGAAUCCGUAUUAUUUCUGGAUUCCUCAACAUAUCCACCUAUUCUCAAACGGACUUUCGAUUUGCUUGAGGAAGAAGCAGCUAGGAAUGGGAUAUCGGAUCAUCAACUGGUGCAGCAGUGGAAGUCGAACUUGUACGUACUGCGAGUUUGGGUACACCUCAUCAAAAAUCCUAAAAUCUUGUUGGAUGUCUCGGAAUCCAUAAGUCAAGACGGAAAUUUGUCGGUUGUUGCACAAACACUGGUAGACUGCUUCUCUUUUUCGGAGCAAUCGCUUGGAGCACAUUCACCCAGCUCUAGGUUACUUUUUGCAAAGGAGGUAGCUCGCCUUCGUCCUUUGUCUACAGAUCUAUUCCGAAGAAUCCGACGGCAACCACCCGUAUGUGAAGAAGCGUUCACUGAAAAAUUGAACGAGGUAGCGAAUGACCUCCGAGACUGUACUCGUUCGACGGUGGCGCUAUCCGAACUGCUGACAUGGGUGCGAGGAAAUGGCGUUCGUCUGAUUGAAGUAAGUCCUAAUCUCACAAAGGCGGAGUUCAAGCAAAUGAGAGUUGUUUUCUUAUGUGGGGAAGAAUUGGGAAGUUUGGACUAG
This is a messenger RNA of Cylicostephanus goldi, 929 nucleotides long. The record is from the annotation of a GenBank genome assembly. Lineage: Eukaryota; Metazoa; Nematoda; Chromadorea; Rhabditida; Strongylidae.